AUGGCAUUUAAGCGCGUGAGGGAAUAUGUCUCGCAUCCAUAUGAGCACCCUGGUGAGGGUAAGCUUGUCCGGAAACUUGAUUUCUUCAUCCUGACCUUCUGCUGUCUGAUGUAUUUCACAAAUUAUCUGGACCGGUCCAAUCUAGCAAACGCAUAUGUAAGCGGCAUGAAAGAGGACUUGAAGUUCAAGGGCAAUCAAUUCAACCUUAUUAAUACUAUAUUUACUGUCGGAUAUAUUCUUGGGGCCAUACCGUCUAACCUCGCCCUCUACCAUCUCAAACCCCGCAUCUUCUUUCCGCUCAUGAUGCUCAUCUGGGGCGCCCUCACUAUGGUCACAGCAGCGGCCCAACACCCUAGGGAUAUAAUGGCCAUUCGCUUUUUCCAAGGCCUGGCCGAGUCCUCUACUUUCGUUGGGACGCACUAUAUCCUCGGCUCCUGGUACACAGCCCGGGAGCUCGGAAAACGCAGUGGUAUUUUCACAUCAUCUGGUCUCGCAGGAACCAUGUUCGGCGGCUUUCUGCAAACAGCAAUCCACUCCUCGCUAGACGGUGCAAAAGGGCUCAGCGGCUGGCGCUGGCUCUUCAUUAUCGACGGUUUGAUCACGAUCCCCAUCGCGCUCUAUGGCCUCUUCCUCUUCCCCGACACACCGUCCACAACAUCCGCAUUCUACCUCACGUCCUCAGAACGCGCACUAGCCAUAUCUCGCGUCCCAGAAGUUCCCGAACGGAGACCCUGGAAUUUGGCGUUCGUCAAGCGCGUGUUCACGAGCUGGUAUUGGUAUGGUUUUGUCAUGUUGUGGAUUAUAGCUGGAGAAACGGAAUCCUUUUCCUCGAAUUCAUUGCUGUCGAUUUACAUGAAAUCUACGAAAAAAUACACCGUUGCACAGCUUAACAACUACCCCACUGGUGUACCGGCCGUCGGAAUCAUAUCCACGCUUCUCUGGGCUACUCUGACCGAUUUCCUCGGCGGCAAGCGGUAUCUGGUUGGAUAUUGGAUCGCCGUUACGGGGAUCGUGACUUCGGCGAUGAUUUUGAAUCCUGGCGCUAGUGUCGCGAGCAAGUUCGGGGCGUUUUAUUGGGCUGGUAGCGUGUAUGCUUGCCAGGCGACGUUCUUUGCAUGGGCGAAUGAUGCGAUGCGAUAUGAGGAGGAUAGUUUGAGGGCUGUGGUUAUUGCGAGUAUGAAUACAGGGAGUAAUGCCGUGAAUGCCUGGUGGUCCCUGUUGUUUUAUACGGCGGAUAUGGCACCCAAGUUUACGAAAGGCAUGUGGGCUAUGAUUGGGACUUGCAUUGCGUUAGCACUCUGGACGAGCGGAUUGUUGUAUAUGACGGAUAAGGCGGAGAAGAAGAGGCUCGUUGAAAUUACCAGUGAGAAUGUGGUGGUGGAGAAGAACUUUGAAGCUUCAGCGGGUGAGGACGUCAAUGUAUGA
Lachnellula hyalina is the source of this 1425-nucleotide messenger RNA. RefSeq names its product Pantothenate transporter. The record is from RefSeq and is a predicted model, not a curated record. Gene Ontology annotation, molecular function: pantothenate transmembrane transporter activity. The transcript is spliced from 5 exons. Gene Ontology annotation, cellular component: plasma membrane. Lineage: Eukaryota; Fungi; Ascomycota; Leotiomycetes; Helotiales; Lachnaceae. The coding region runs from base 1 to 1425 and encodes 474 amino acids. Gene Ontology annotation, biological process: pantothenate import across plasma membrane.